Molecule: messenger RNA, 660 nt
Organism: Nerophis lumbriciformis (worm pipefish)
Lineage: Eukaryota; Metazoa; Chordata; Actinopteri; Syngnathiformes; Syngnathidae
Source: RefSeq, a predicted model, not a curated record
ACUAUGACUGAUGGGGAUUAUGACUACCUGAUAAAGCUCCUUGCCUUGGGAGACUCUGGUGUGGGAAAGACAACAUUCCUAUACCGAUACACAGAUAACAAGUUCAACCCCAAGUUCAUCACCACAGUUGGCAUCGACUUUAGGGAAAAAAGAGUGGUAUACACAGCUUCCAACCCAAAUGGAAUGACAGCAGGAAAGACCUUCAAGGUUCACCUACAGCUCUGGGACACAGCUGGGCAGGAAAGGUUUCGCAGCCUUACUACAGCGUUCUUCAGAGAUGCCAUGGGGUUUCUGCUAAUGUUUGAUCUCACCAGCCAACAGAGCUUCCUCAAUGUCAGAAACUGGAUGAGUCAGCUACAGGCCAACGCCUACUGUGAGAACCCAGACAUAGUGUUGGUUGGAAACAAGGCUGACCUGGCUGACCAGCGUGAGGUCCAAGAAAAACAAGCAAAGGAGCUGGCAGAUAAAUACGGGAUCCCAUAUUUCGAGACGAGUGCUGCAACUGGGGAGGAGGUGGAAAGGGCUGUGAUCACACUGUUGGACCUGGUCAUGAAGAGGAUGGAACAAUGUGUGGAAAAGCCGCCUACGGAGCCGUCUAAUGGCACGGGAUCGACAAAGCUCUCAACUGCACAGCCCGAUGAGAAGAAAUGUGCAUGCUAG